CCUACAGGCGGCCGAAAGAGCGAGAAGACAGGAAGUGGCGGUUGUUGCAGUUCCACACCUUUCCGGUGAAGCAGCUCAGCGAUCCGGUUGAAAGGAGAAAGCUAGGUGGAGAUAACCGAGAACGAAGGGGGGCUACAGAAGGGUGACAAGACGUGGAUUAGAUGCACGGUGGACACACGCAUCGCUGAAUCCCGUGCUAUAUCUCUCAACGCUCAACUGUGCAAGUGGAUCACGUUGCCUUGUCCGACCUUUGAUGGAAUAGCCCAGGAAAACCGCUUUUCUCCCCCGGUGGUGCUGAAAGAACAAGGACGCGCCCGGUAAGGAGGACCGCCAGAAUCUCCCCUAAGUAGAGCAGCCUGGGCAGGGCCUCAUGUGAGACACCACCCGCAGACCUACUCCGCGUUUGUCCCCAGCUGCAGACUCCCAUUGAGGCUUUAUUUUUAUUUUUGGGUGAAUAAUAUGAACGUUGUGCCCCAGCUGUUGCUUAGUGGGUCCAUCACCGCGCCAUGCUCCGUGUAGGCCCUACCGACAUGGUACUGUGCUGAGCCCCCAUGCCCGUCUACCUUAUCCGCUCCCCUUCCUCAAGACCCAGAAUCACAGAAAAGCUUUCGGUGUGACUUUAUUCCUGACAUGCACGUCUAUUUCUGACAGCACCCACAUGCCUGUCAUUGAGUCAUGCGAUUGCAAGUGAAUAUAUAAUCCGAUUGUAGUAAGUAGUGAGACACGUUAGUUCGGCGGCUGUCAAUUUUUAUUAUUGGAAGAUUUAUUGUAUGCGGAGUAGAAAAUGGGGAAAGUGCUAUCAAAGAUCUUUGGCAACAAGGAAAUGAGAAUAUUGAUGCUUGGACUGGAUGCGGCUGGCAAGACGACAAUUCUCUACAAACUUAAACUUGGACAGUCAGUCACCACUAUUCCCACAGUUGGUUUUAACGUGGAGACUGUGACCUACAAAAAUGUCAAGUUCAACGUCUGGGAUGUUGGAGGGCAAGACAAGAUCCGUCCUUUGUGGCGACACUACUAUACGGGCACUCAAGGGUUAAUUUUCGUUGUGGAUUGCGCGGACAGAGAUCGCAUCGACGAGGCAAGGCAGGAACUUCACCGCAUCAUUAAUGACCGAGAGAUGAGGGAUGCCAUCAUCUUGAUAUUCGCAAAUAAGCAAGACCUUCCGGACGCAAUGAAGCCACAUGAAAUCCAGGAGAAACUCGGCUUGACCCGCAUCAGAGAUAGAAAUUGGUAUGUUCAACCCUCCUGUGCGACCACAGGCGAUGGACUGUAUGAGGGGUUGACAUGGUUAACAUCAAAUUACAAAUCUUAAUGAUGAGUGAUGACUGUUUUAGGUCAAAACUAUAAUGAAAUUAUGUUGCAAGUUACAAAUAACUUCUCAUAUGGUAAAGAAAAAGUCAAUUAUCUUCCAUUUAUUUUUAAUACUACGUUUACCCCACAACUAAUUUAUCUUUUACUGGGUUUGCUGGCUUAAAGUUUGCUUGUAUGCAGUCACAGGCCUAUAUCACAUUUGUUAUCUUCGGGGCUUGCUUGAUGAAUAUCAAACUAAUUGGUCCUACUGUUGAAGCCACAGAUCACCGCCUUUGCCUAUUCUUUUUUUUUUCCUUUUGAUAUUUUCUAAUGUAGGAGCUGGAGUUUUUAUCGUUCAUUUUGGAGUCAAGCUGGUGUCAUGGUUCUUAGAUGGCCGGGGGUUUCCAUUCACAAGAGUCAUGUAUGGUUUUCUUUUUCAAUAGUGACAUUUUCCAUGUCAAGUAGCUCAUAAGGGACUUUCAAUCCUUAAUGUGAUGCAGAGUAUUUCUUCUCAUUGGUAUUGACCGUAGCAAGAAAAAAGGAAUCCCUUGACAUUGCUUACAUUUCACUGUCAUCAUUCAGGACUAAAAGAAGGAAAAAAGUGUGACUUCUGACAUGUUUGUUCCCCCCUUCCCAGAGACCCCGUUCUCGGGUCUAUCUAGUUAUCAAUUGGCCCAUUGUGUCGCGUCCUAAUACUUAAUUGUGCUAAUUACUUGAUAGGCUCCACUAACUCUUAACAUGCUUGUCAGGAUGCAUCUUAAGUUACGGUUAACAUUCGUCAUGUAGUCCGGUUAACUCCAAAGGAAUCCCAUUCUGCUCUGAGCUCUCGCAGUCUGCUACCCCAUUUGAUACGUCUCUGGAUCGGGCCCACUAUAAGAUAAGCCUAUAUCUGUAGCAUGAGUACAAAAGUACAGUAACCCUAUCAGAAUCCAUUUCUUCAGCAGUCAGAGGGAACCACUUGUUGGUGAUGUGUUGGUGACCGGUGGUGCAGCUCUUACUCCAAUUUUGACUGGGUGGAGAACCAUGUACAGAACAAUGUCAUUGUAAUGUCUUAUUAAAAAAAAAAAAGAUUUUA
This is a messenger RNA of Gadus morhua (Atlantic cod), 2365 nucleotides long. It is a transcript of the gene arf6b, whose product is annotated as ADP-ribosylation factor 6b. NCBI's taxonomy places the organism in Eukaryota, Metazoa, Chordata, Actinopteri, Gadiformes, Gadidae. The transcript is spliced from 2 exons. The record is from RefSeq and is a predicted model, not a curated record. The coding region runs from base 785 to 1312 and encodes 175 amino acids. Gene Ontology annotation, molecular function: GTP binding; GTPase activity.